ACCGCUGCAGCGCGAGGCCGCUCUGGCCGGGGGCUCCGCGCGCCUCUGUGAUCGGCCCCUCCAGCUCCUGCCGUCGCCGCCGCCGCCGCCGCCGCCGCCGCCACUGCCCGAAGGUGCUGCUUCUGCUGCCGCCGCUGUUUGGGUCGCAGAUCCUUGCUGAGACAUCGCCGAACAUUUUUGUGGAACCUGCUUAAGAAUUCAGACACAGUGAGUGACCCCUGGAGGACAGCUCAGAGCCUCCGGCCUCCGGGUCUCCCACCAGCCCCAUCAGAGAGAUGUCCUAUGUUUUUGUAAACGAUUCUUCCCAGACUAAUGUGCCCUUGCUGCAAGCCUGUAUUGAUGGGGACUUUAACUAUUCCAAGCGGCUUUUGGAGAGUGGCUUUGACCCAAACAUCCGCGACAGCAGGGGGAGGACCGGCCUGCACCUCGCGGCAGCCCGCGGGAACGUAGACAUCUGCCAGCUGUUGCAUAAAUUUGGUGCUGACCUGCUGGCCACAGACUAUCAAGGAAACACAGCCCUGCACCUCUGUGGCCACGUGGACACCAUCCAGUUUUUAGUUUCCAAUGGACUCAAAAUUGAUAUUUGCAAUCAUCAAGGUGCUACCCCCUUAGUUCUGGCAAAGCGCAGGGGCGUGAAUAAAGAUGUCAUCCGAUUGCUGGAAUCUUUGGAAGAACAAGAGGUGAAAGGAUUUAACAGAGGCACCCACUCAAAACUGGAGACCAUGCAGACGGCUGAGAGCGAGAGUGCUAUGGAAAGCCACUCUCUUCUCAAUCCCAACCUCCAGCAGGGCGAGGGCGUCCUCUCCAGCUUUCGAACCACGUGGCAGGAGUUUGUGGAGGAUCUGGGCUUCUGGAGGGUCUUGCUGCUGAUCUUCGUCAUCGCGCUGCUGUCUCUCGGCAUUGCCUACUACGUGAGCGGGGUGCUGCCCUUCGUGGAAAACCAGCCGGAACUGGUGCAUUAGAGGGGCUCCCGGGAGGCGGCUGGAGACCUGCCUCCUGGCACCCAGGGUCGCUUCUCCGUUUCUCAGCACUUUCUCGGUGCAAGGCAGUGAGGGCUGUGCAUUUUUAUCUUUUUGUUUGUGACUCGUGUGAAACCCGUCCCGCUGUGUCGGGAACACUGCGGGCUGCCUCCGACUCGGCCUGGCUUCCUCCAGGGGCCUGCGCGGCCUCCUUGCUAGAAACAUGGGAUCGACUGAAGCACAGGCUUCUGGUGUGAUUUGAUUUUGUUAGUGGUUUUUUUUUUUUUUUUUUAGUUUUGUAACAAUUCCUUUGCGAUGGUCUCUGCGGGGAGGGGAACGAAACCAUUCGGCUUAAAAAUUUGAAGUAUGUUUUCAGACUCUGUAGGCCAAAUUAGUAGUUAGAAGCUGACUUAAUUGAAAUGUUUUCAAGUCUAGUUAUAAAUCAAACAAAACUUGUGAAAAUGAGAUGUCCUUUCUCCAGAACUGAUUGAUUUUAUCUUAUGUGUAAUUGUCUUAGGGCUAUUUUGAUCCUUAUGAACUGCUAACAAAGUUAUCUAAGAAGUAGCAUUAAGAAGUUCACUUUAGCUGGCUGGGGUGGCUCAUCCCUGUAAUCCCAGCACUCGGGAGGCUGAGGCUGAGGAUCGUUAGGAAUUCAAGACCAGCCUGGGCUACAAAGUGAGCUCAAGGCCAACCUGAACUGCAUAGCCAGACCCUGUCUCAAAAAGGCAAAAAAAGAAACUCACUUUAUUCACUUUCCUUUGCCCCAUGUGUUUAUUUGAGAGGUUCCCUUUUUCUACUGAGUAGUUGGCAGGGAAAAACAGUCCCCAUAGUAAACUGUUACUACAGUUCUGUAGUGCUGCUUAUUAUCAGUUCCAUAAGCUAGCCAUGUGGCCACAGUUGUAUUAUAAUUAUUUAAUGCAUGGUCUACUUAGAGGCUGUCACAGUUUGUGUAACAACAGGAUCAGUAAUCCUGUGGCAGUUGGGAAGGAUGGAGUGUUUCCACACUAACGGCCCUCAACAGUAAUGUCCUUGGUGUCGCAAACGUUUUAUGGAAGGUAACAUUACGUAAAAUUGAAGUCUGGCCUCCAAACUACACUGCAGAAGCCCCCUUUUGUUAAUGAUUCUGUAAUGUAUAAAUCAUAUUCUUAGGUUAUUAUAAAAGAAUAUUAAGGCUUAAUAACUGUCCACUGAGUGAAGUCUGAAAAUUAUAUUGAAAACUGGUAGAUUUAUACUCUGAAACACAGGCAUAUCAAUGAACACUAGUUGAAUUGUUGCAAGACUUAGAAAUUGCAGUUAGACUAGAAUUGCUACAUCCCUGAUCCUUUUGCUUCUGGAUAUUUUCUUUGUAUUUAUAUGUGUGGUUGUGAGGCUUGCUUUCAAAUGGCUUUAUCCUCUUACAGAGCUGGUUUAAAAUUCCCAGUUAACUGGCUGCUUCAGUAAUCAGCAUAUGGAGUCUUGCUUUUAGGUUAGGUGCAAACAAAAGUAAUCAUAGUCCAUGUAAAUUACAGCAAAAGAAAAGAUCAGAAUGAAAGCUUUGGAAUUAACUUUACAUUGUAAGUCUAAACAAAUAUGCAAAUUGAUUGAUACAUUAAAUAUGUUUUUUAAGAUUAAUAUUCCCUUUUAAGUAUAGAUUUCUUUGUAUUCUGUUUUCUGCAUUCAUCAUUCCGUAAUACCACCAAUAAAUGUAUUUAUAAAUCCUUAA
Messenger RNA from Cavia porcellus (domestic guinea pig), 2661 nucleotides. It is a transcript of the gene Ankrd46, whose product is annotated as ankyrin repeat domain 46. Gene Ontology annotation, molecular function: protein binding. Lineage: Eukaryota; Metazoa; Chordata; Mammalia; Rodentia; Caviidae. Bases 276 to 962 code for a protein of 228 amino acids. Gene Ontology annotation, cellular component: nucleus. The record is from RefSeq and is a predicted model, not a curated record. The transcript has 5 exons.